Messenger RNA from Auanema sp. JU1783, 372 nucleotides. The record is from the annotation of a GenBank genome assembly. NCBI's taxonomy places the organism in Eukaryota, Metazoa, Nematoda, Chromadorea, Rhabditida, Rhabditidae.
AUGCCCAACCAACAAGGUCUUUCACCUUCUGUAGUGAACAAAUGUAGCGAAGGAGUCAGUCGAGUCCUCUACAUAAAUCUGGGUGACAACCAGGAGAAUCGAUCUAACAAGAAAAAGGAACUCCAUCCUUUAAUACUUAAUCUGGGAUGGACUUCACCACCGGGCCGUGGAGCAGGACCACGAACCGCCAGCCAAUUUUAUUAUAUGCGCAAUGAUCGAAUCACAGACCAACAUCUUGCAGAAAAUAUACAGAUUAUGCUUGAUGGAUUCAGACACAAAGGUUUUGAGUUCGCAAUCUUCAAGCCAGUUUACACUAAGGAUAAGGAGGACUGCUUGGAAACAUUUAAUCAAGUGUUUGGAAUGAUGGAAUAA